Molecule: messenger RNA, 1302 nt
Organism: Osmia bicornis bicornis
Lineage: Eukaryota; Metazoa; Arthropoda; Insecta; Hymenoptera; Megachilidae
Product: tripartite motif-containing protein 45-like
Exons: 5
Biological process (GO): positive regulation of DNA-templated transcription
Cellular component (GO): chromatin; nucleoplasm
Molecular function (GO): zinc ion binding; ubiquitin-protein transferase activity
Source: RefSeq, a predicted model, not a curated record
UUAACUUGUAAUAAACUGCAUUCAGUUGUGAACAAGGUUGAUAACAGAAUAUUUUAUAUGGAUUUCAUUAAAUGUCCAAAAUAUCAAUCUGUAACGAGUUGUUGCGGUGGAAAAACGUCGAUGGAUAGGGAAAAUAAGAGCAACGAACUUUGCAAUAGAAAUCUUACAUUCCACGAUCGAAAAAACGAAAAUACAUGCCCUGUUCUUAAUACAGAAUCAGUACAUUUCACUAAAGAUGAACGUUAUGAUGAAUAUUCGAAUAUGUCUUUAACAUGGGGUAUGAACAAGACAAAUUCUAUGUAUCAAUCUUCUUCUGAGUUACCUUAUGGUAUAAGAUAUGGAAUAAAUAGCGAAUGCACACAGAAGGAAACUAUUUCUUCUCUGGAAGGCAGGGGAACCAAAGAGUUCCACUGUCCAAGAUGUGGUAAAGGAAUGCAGGAACCAAGACUACUAUCUUGUUUGCAUCCAAUAUGUUCACCUUGUGUUUUGGAACUAAUGAGCAAACAUAUCAGAAUUCAUGGUACCCCGUUCAGCAAUUACUAUGAAAUAUGUCCUUUAUGUGAUUUCCCAUUACCAAAUGCUAAUUCUCCAAUUCCACCUCCACAUUAUCCUCUUCAACAUCGGCUAGUGAUGAAUGCUAUACGUUCCGGAUUUGCAAACAAAGUUCUUUGCGAUGCUUGUACAGAUGAAGUUAUUGCACUUGUUCAGUGUUCCACAUGCCUUCGUAAUUUCUGUUUAAAUUGCGGAAUGGAACACCAGCAACAAGUCACCAUGGAAUUGAAACCAUUGAGACAUACGAUAAGACCGAUUUGGGAAGCUACUAAAGUGCGACGUACUGCACUGUGUCAAAAGCAUCCCAUUCACGCAUUACGAUUUUAUUGCAUUGCUUGUCAACAGGUAAUUUGUAAAGAAUGCAUGUGGACUGUUCAACACAGAGGUCAUGCAAGUGAAACAGCAGCUGGAGCUGGUAAAAGAGUUGCUUUAUAUUUGAAAGCAGUGUUACAACGAGCAAAGGCACUUUUAAAUAUACUCUUGACACAAUAUGAUCAAAGUAUGUUUUUGAAUGGUACUUUUGAAGAAAUGAAAGAUGCUUUUGGUUCAAUGGAUUACCGGUAUGUUAAACUGAUAGUUCUAUUAACAUAUGUAUAUAUAAGUAUGAAUUGUCAUGUGAUAAGUAUGCUGUAUGGUUUUUAUUAUAAGUUAAAAAUUAUUUCGAUAAACUGAAAAUAUGAGACUGUCAUUUGAGGUACAAGUUAAACAUUCCUAUAAUAUAUAAGAGUAAUAUAGUAAUAAAAAUGAGAA